GCAAGGAAGAGGGAAGAACCCAGGUGGCAGAGAAGGAACGAAGAAAGGCAAGAAUGGCCCCUCUUGGAUUGCCUCCUGGUUUUAGGUUUCAUCCCACUGAUGAAGAGCUUGUCAACUACUAUCUCAAGCGGAAGAUCAAUGGCCAAGAGAUCGAACUCGACAUCAUCCCCGAGAUCGAUCUCUACAAAUGUGAGCCUUGGGAAUUGGCAGAGAAGUCAUUUUUGCCGAGUAGAGACCCGGAGUGGUACUUCUUUGGACCCCGAGAUCGAAAGUAUCCUAACGGGUUCAGGACAAACAGGGCAACGCGUGCGGGAUAUUGGAAGUCCACGGGGAAGGACAGGAAAGUCUCGAGCCAGAAUAGACCAAUUGGUAUGAAGAAGACAUUGGUUUACUAUAGAGGCCGAGCUCCUCAAGGAGUCAGGACCGACUGGGUGAUGCACGAAUAUCGCCUCGAUGACAAGGAAUCUGAAGACACCUCUGGAAUUCAGGAUUCAUAUGCACUCUGUCGUGUGUUCAAGAAAAAUGGGUUUGGCAAUGAAGUGGAAGACCAAGGCCAAUGGAGCUUGUCCUUCGUGGAGAGCUCACAAGGUGUAGUCAUGAGCCAUGAGUGGGAAAACAACUCACCAGAUGUCCCAAUUGCAUCAUCCUCGUGCAUAGAUCAAGAGGAUGACAAGGAUGAUUCAUGGAUGCAGUUCAUCACCGAUGAUGGGGGCUGGGGCACAUCAAACCCUAAUGCUCCUCCAAUGGGUGGAGAUUUUGGGGAAGAAGUGUCUCCCUUGAAUUUUUCAAAUUGAGGAGGGUGAUGCCUAAUUUAUUGUGAUUGGUGGGGGAGAAUAACAAGGAAAUUACAAGUUCUUAUUCUGAUUAACUUAAUUACAGUGUCAGCAAGUUUAUUUAAUCUUUGAUUUUUUUGGGGGGGAUUUCUAAUUUGGCAUACGACUGUAUCCUUUUCUUAUUUCUUUCUGUUUAAUUUUUGUCAUUGUGGUCUCUUUCUUGGUGGUGGCUUCUGCAAGAAACAAAGCUGUGAGCAUGACUUGGGUUAUUUUGACAAUCAUGUGUUUUGUGGUCA
This is a messenger RNA of Syzygium oleosum, 1069 nucleotides long. Its product is annotated as NAC domain-containing protein 54-like. Gene Ontology annotation, molecular function: DNA binding. The record is from RefSeq and is a predicted model, not a curated record. NCBI's taxonomy places the organism in Eukaryota, Viridiplantae, Streptophyta, Magnoliopsida, Myrtales, Myrtaceae. Bases 54 to 794 code for a protein of 246 amino acids. The transcript has 3 exons. Gene Ontology annotation, biological process: regulation of DNA-templated transcription.